Austrofundulus limnaeus is the source of this 2122-nucleotide messenger RNA. Its product is annotated as transcription factor Sp3. Lineage: Eukaryota; Metazoa; Chordata; Actinopteri; Cyprinodontiformes; Rivulidae. Gene Ontology annotation, molecular function: RNA polymerase II cis-regulatory region sequence-specific DNA binding; DNA-binding transcription factor activity, RNA polymerase II-specific. The record is from RefSeq and is a predicted model, not a curated record. Gene Ontology annotation, biological process: regulation of transcription by RNA polymerase II.
GUUCAAGGUGUCCAGUCGCUUCAGGGGCUCCAGUUGUCCCAGGGACAGGGGCAAGCCCAACAACUGACCCUUGCCCCGGUCCAGACCCUUCCCAUGGGCCAGGCAGGCCAGGUGGGCCUACCCAACCUCCAGACGGUCACGGUUAACUCAGCAACACAAAGUGGAAUACAGUACGCACAGGGAGAUGAGACCCUGAGUCCAGCUGGUACAGCCAUAGGUAUUCGCAUAAAGGAGGAGCCCGACUCAGAGGAGUGGCAUCUGAGCAGAGACACUACGCUGAACACCAGCGACCUGAGCAACCUGCGGGUUCAGUUAGGAGAUGAUGACAUGGAGACGCAGAGCGGGGAGGGCAAGAGGCUCCGCAGAGUGGCUUGCACCUGCCCCAACUGCAAAGAGUCAGGAGGAAGGGGCUCAGGCACGGGCAAGAAGAAGCAGCACAUCUGCCACAUCCCCGGCUGCGGRAAGGUCUACGGGAAAACGUCUCACCUGCGAGCUCACCUGCGCUGGCACAGCGGGGAGAGACCCUUCGUCUGCAACUGGAUGUACUGCGGGAAGAGGUUCACCAGGAGCGACGAGCUGCAGAGACACAGGAGGACACACACAGGAGAGAAGAAGUUUGUGUGCUCCGAGUGCUCCAAGAGGUUCAUGCGCAGCGACCACUUGGCCAAGCACAUAAAGACUCACCAGAACAAAAAGGGCACCGUCCCCUCCUCCACGCCUCCGCCCACCAGCGACGCCGUCAUCACCACGGACGGAACCACGCUCAUCCUCCAGACCACCACCGCUCACGACCUUGUAGCCAAUCAGGAAAUCCCUCUGCAGCUGGUCACUGUGGCGCCUGGUGAGGUUUUGGAAUAAAAAGGUGGGACGAGGGGGGAUUUCUAAGAACUGGCCAAUCAAAGACUUCUUGAGCGUUUCUUUUACCUUCCUCUUUUUUCUCCUUAUUUUUUUUUUUUUGUUUGUUUUUGUUUUUUAAACAUAUGGAUAUAUACGUAAAUAUAUAUGACAAAUAUAUAUAUUUUAAGUGAGAGUUACCUUGACUUUAUGUUUGUUUUUUGCAGUCUUUUUAUAGGGGUUUAAAAAAAGGACAUUAAAAUGUGAUUGCUAUGUACACACGCAUAAAACACGAGACAAAAAACAAACACAAAUUAACACUCGACAUGAAAACUCAACACGAAGAAAUGCCUUACUUUGUAUUAUACUCUUGUAUAAAAUGCUGGAGGUGCAUGUGUGUUUUUUUGUUUGUUUGUUUSUUUUUAUAUUUGUUUUGUUUUUAAGCUUUGCAGAUGAUGCAACUGUAACAAAGAUGGGGAUGCACCGAUGCCAGUAUCAAGUACCCAAUACUUGUAUUCCGAUAGUACUAAUACCACUUUACUGCAUCGUGACUUSGGCCUCUAAGCUGAGCAGUCAGGAGGUAGUUCCUCUCCUCAUCAGUUAGUGGCAGUAAUGCACCAUGAAGCUGUUUGCUAGCUGCUAAUAAACAACAAUUUCAAAGAGAGAAAUAAAAGUAAAGCAGACCGCCAAAAAACAAACGAUUUUAUGAAAUAUAGACCCAACAUGGCACAAAGUUCUAUUUAUUAUUUUUAUAUUGGUAUAUGUGCGUUAAAGUUGAUGCUUCGUAUUUAAUAAACACGUUUUGAUUCGUUUGAAGUCCAGUCUUAAGAAAAUUAAAAAUAUAUUAAAGCUUCUAUUUUAGCAGUCAGGUCUAAAUAUAAACAGCUAAAUGUUUUGAUUCAGGAACACAGAAUCGGUCUGUUAGUACAGGCGCCCCCUGCAGACAAGAGGCUAGUUACUGCAAACAUCCUGUUUUUUAAUGCGUUUUAUAUCAAAUCAAAAUUAAAUGUAAACUAAAUAUAURCAAAUACCUCCAGAAAAACAACAUAAAAGUAUCUAAGAUGGAAUAAGUCCGACAUCAGUUGUAUUGAGUCUAAAAUGAAUAAUAUUUGUUCAGUUUUACAUUUGGUCAUGCCUAGGRUUGGGCAUAAUCGUAUCGUGUGCAAUUAAUCAUCAGAAAGUCAUUAAUCGAUUAUUUUUUGGCACUUGAUGAGUAAUACGAUUAAUUCCGUCAGGCAGAGUCCGCUCGGUGCUCCUCUCUGCUUCAAAUAUGACGAACAUUAAAAAA